Messenger RNA from Mixia osmundae IAM 14324, 1418 nucleotides. RefSeq lists its product as uncharacterized. Bases 85 to 990 code for a protein of 301 amino acids. Lineage: Eukaryota; Fungi; Basidiomycota; Mixiomycetes; Mixiales; Mixiaceae. The record is from RefSeq and is a predicted model, not a curated record. The transcript has 6 exons.
AUCGAAGCAGAGGCGGAGACUGUGCGGCGCGAGCGUGAGACGCGUCGAGGAAAACAAAGUUCACGCCAGAACUACUGUCGGCUCAUGCCUCAAGCGCUCAUCUACCGGUCAUCGGUCAAGCAGGUUCACGAAGCAGAAUCUANAAAGAUGCUGUCUGCUGCUACGAAGCCGGUCAUGCGAAAUGCUACCAGCAAAAUCCCGAUUAUCGUCUCUCGAGCUCGCUCGGAGCGAAUUGUUGGGUCGAGCNCGAUGACGACUGUCUCGCCAGCUGGUUCUGGUGCAGCGGUCAGAGGUAUACGCUCGCGGAUCCCGGUGCCAGCAUCUCGUCUGUCACCAACGGGCAGACAGGUGUCUGCCAUCUCUGCUGUGCUAACUUCUNCACCAACGGGCAGACAGGUGUCUGCCAUCUCUGCUGUGCUAACUUCUGCCGUGCCACAGGUGUCAGUCAAGGCGGUCGAGUCGCUGCUCGCCUACGACGCCGACUUCGAAGCCUGGAAGGCAGCUGUCGACACUGACGACAAUGACGCGCCUCUCGUCAUCCCGGCGGAGCUGCAAGCUUCGAGCGAUGCUGACUCUGCCAUCUUGGAUGCUGCAGCGCUUGCAGAAGUUGCUCUGGCGAUCCUCAAGGAUGGCUUCUGCCGGCGACCUUUGGCGAUUCGACCUGGCAACAAGUCGGUCUUUCCUGGCGGACUCAUAGCGCAGUCUUCUUGUGCGAUGAUAGCGAGGAGAGUGGUCUACGAGGGUCAAGACAGCGCCUCGUCUUGUCUUCAGGGUAAUGCACGCAGGGCAUCGCAGAGCAUCGCAGGGAAUCGCAGAGCAUCGCAGGGAAUCGCAGAGCAUCGCAGGGAAUCGCAGAGCAUCGCAGGGAAUCGCAGAGCAUCGCAGGGAAUCGCAGGUAUACAGGUCCAGCCCUCAAGAUCUUCGACUUCGACGUGGCUUGUGUGCGCUUUCGCUUUCGUUGGUCUGCUUAUUGGCUUGCUUUUUGACUGAGCUUGGACUCUGGCAUUGUUGGAUAGAUUGCAAAGACGCUGGUCGUUUCUGCUCGCUUGCUUGCCCCGUUCAGCUUGACUUUGAAACCGAAAGUCGCGUGGCGACAGAGGAGUGACUAGGUGACAUGUGACAAUGAGUGUGUUGAUGGCAUGAAGGUGAGGUGCGAGACGUUUCCAGUCGCCGAACCGAGAGAUCAUCGUUGUAGGCUGCAUCUGGCGCAAGCAUAGAUGCGCACUUCCAACCGUCCCAAAGCGCGGCUGAGAAGCUUCGAAUUUACGGUCCUCUCCACGCUACCAGAGCGUUGCUUGGUGCAAUCACCAAUCCGGACGGCCGUCUGGCCAUCUCACGUGUAUCCUGAUACGUUCAGGGUUGUGAUCGCGCUAUGUGAGGUCUGAAUGGAAAUUGCGGUUCGGAACAGAAAGCAGGAC